AUGAGCCUGCUCACACUUUUGCUGGCUCUUGUCAGCUUGACAGCGCUUACUCUCGCUCAGAGCUCUUUCAGUUGUGCGAACAAUGACCGAACAUGGAUCACCGAUUCGAACGGUAUAGAAUACCUCUUAAGAUGUGGAUCAGACACGGACGGCGGGGCAUUUCGAGCCGAAUUCACUACCCAGGGCUUCAACGCAUGCCUAACAAUAUGUAAGUCGGGCAAUUCGGUUUACUUCUGUUUUUCUUUAAGAAGACUGAAUAUCCCUCAAGGUUCUACCAAUUGCGUGGGAUAUGAAGAAUGCGCACCAUGUGCUGGCUUCACCUUCGCCGGGAGUAACGAAGACUACGGAACGGGCUCGGGAUACUGCUAUUAUAAAGCUCCAAUUUCCAAUGGAUACAAUUCUUUCUCCGGCGGCAACUCGCGGCUCGUUAGUGCAAUCAAAAGACCAAACUAUCCGCCGACGCCACCUUCGUACCAGUGUCCAGCUCAGGACCUGCAUGUUGUUAGAGAUACAUCCGGCUAUCAGUAUGUCUUGGGCUGCGCACGAGACACAUACUCAGAAUCGGUUGCCCGUACCAGCGUUGCAGACUCCUUCAAUGACUGCUUCUCGGCCUGUAAUUCGUACGCGGGCUGCACUGCUUUCACAUAUCAAGGAGGCCGAAAUGGUGUUGGUGCCGGCACAUGCUAUCUUAAGAACGCAAAUUCGACCUGGAUCGGAGGUAGACUCGAUUCCUUGGUAUCAGCCAUCCGAUACGCAAAUUUCGAUAACGCCCAAGAUUACAGACUGGUAUAUCCCACGACUACAUCGACUACAACGACUAGAACGACCACAUCGACUACAACGACUACAUCGACUACAACGACUACAUCGACUAUAACGACUACAUCGACUACAACGACUACAUCGACUACAACGACUACAUCGACUACUAGAACGACUACUUCGACUACAACGACCACAUCGACUACAACAACUAGCAGUAGCUCAAGACCUACGUCGAGUGUUGCCUCUGCGAGCGGACGUCAGUAUUGCGCCCAGCUCUUCAACGCUGGACCAGUGGUAUACUGCGAUAUGUGAGUCGGAGACACGAAAGACCGAUAUCGUUGGAAUUCGCAAUUAUUGCAGACAAGUGCGAAUUGAUCAUACAAACUCCAAACCGU
Pseudocercospora fijiensis CIRAD86 is the source of this 1160-nucleotide messenger RNA. RefSeq lists its product as uncharacterized. Gene Ontology annotation, cellular component: extracellular matrix. The record is from RefSeq and is a predicted model, not a curated record. The transcript has 5 exons. Gene Ontology annotation, biological process: extracellular matrix organization; cell adhesion. Bases 1 to 1077 code for a protein of 358 amino acids. NCBI's taxonomy places the organism in Eukaryota, Fungi, Ascomycota, Dothideomycetes, Mycosphaerellales, Mycosphaerellaceae. Gene Ontology annotation, molecular function: cell adhesion molecule binding.